Trichoplusia ni (cabbage looper) is the source of this 1038-nucleotide messenger RNA. RefSeq lists its product as uncharacterized. Gene Ontology annotation, biological process: regulation of transcription by RNA polymerase II. Gene Ontology annotation, cellular component: nucleus; transcription regulator complex. The transcript is spliced from 2 exons. The coding region runs from base 28 to 960 and encodes 310 amino acids. Gene Ontology annotation, molecular function: DNA binding. Lineage: Eukaryota; Metazoa; Arthropoda; Insecta; Lepidoptera; Noctuidae. The record is from RefSeq and is a predicted model, not a curated record.
AUCUGAGUAGUUUGUUAACUGCAUACGAUGGAUAAUUUCGAUACAGAAAGGUUUAUUAUCGAAAUUCAAAGUAGACCAUCACUUUGGGAUAAUUCCUCGUCAGAUUAUUCCGAUAGAGAUUUGAAAAAGAAAUGUUGGGAGGAAGUUGUAGAUUUAUUUGGAGAACAGGAGCAAACCGUUGAACAAAAAAAGAGCUUUGGGUUAGUGUUGCAAAAAAGGUGGAAAAGCAUCAGAUCAUGCUAUGCGCGGGAAGUCAAACGUCAAAGAAAUGUUAAGUCCGGGUCUGGAGCCACUAACCGCAAAAGCGAAUAUAUAUAUUUUAAGCAGUUACAGUUUCUACAAAAAGUAGUAGCUAUCAGAGAAGAAGGUGAAGAAGAAAAAAAUUCGGAGAGCACUGAAGUAGGCGAGCGACCAAAAAAAGCUACAAACAAACGUAAACUAGCAGUAGACGAUGAUCCUUUUAUUCAAGCAUUAAAUAAUUCAAUUGAGCAAAGACGCCGUGAGACAACAGAGCAGAGACUACGCGAGACAGCUGAGGUUGACGAAGAUCGGCUAUUUUUGCUUUCAUUGUUGAGCACAUUAAAAAAUCUACCUCCUCAAAUUAAAAUGGCUACCAAAAUAAAGAUGCUAACUUUGUUGAACGAUGCGUCAGGUUUUUCUGGUAACAGGACGUUUGAUUAUACUGGUCCGUCUUUUCGGAAUUCUCCAGAAAUUAAUCCAGGUGGCAGGAUGAUGAGUCAUGACACCUACCAUCCUGGUUAUUCGACGCAACGGCAAGUGAUUGCUACUGAAUAUCCUGGACCAAGUUAUAGGACAAACACGAAUUAUCAGAAUGAACCUAUCACAAGUAGUCCUAAUUCCCCAUAUAAUUCUAUGAAUACAAUGACAUAUGCAAGUUCUCCAAGCGACACAAAUGAUUCACAGGACUCAGAACCACUUAUGGAUCUAUAUAGCACUUAAACGUUCAUGCUUGUUUGUUUGUCUACAUUUUUUAAUAAAACUUACUUUAAAAAUGUUCAUAGUUUGAUUUAACUUACC